AUGAAGACGGUGAGGUGUCCAGCAGGAUGGACCUACUGGGACAACCACUGCUACUACUAUUCAGAUAAGCAAACCACCUGGGACUUAGCACACUCAGCUUGUAACGAAAACUUCGGCAGUGAACUUGUCUCUGUAAUAAGUAAAGAUGAAGAUGAUUACUUACAACAGGUACUUACUGCCCAGUCGAAAAAUAUAUGGCUUGGUCUACACGAUGACAAUAAUGGACAUAACUGGCACUGGGUGGAUGGCACUCCUGUGGGCUUCACCAACUGGUAUCCUGGGGAACCCAACAAUCAGGGUGGCAUCGAGCACUGUGGGGAGAAGAGGACAGUCGACUACAUAUACGCUGGCAAGUGGAAUGACAUGCCCUGCUCCAGUGAAAACUACUAUGUGUGCAAAAUUACUGUCACAACUUGCCCACAGACUUGGACACUACAUGAAGGGAAGUGCUAUUUUGCCAGUAACUACGAGAUAACAUGGCAUGAAGCUCGAGACAAAUGCCAAGAAUUCAAUACGAAGGCUGACCUCAUUAGCAUCCACUCCGAGGAGGACAACAACUUCUUUACAACCCAGUUAACACAAAGCAGUCCAGCCACAUGGCUUGGGCUGACUUACAAUUCAACAUACCAAAAAUGGAGUUGGAGUGAUAGCCAGGUCAACAACUAUACCAAUUGGAAUGGAGGAGAGCCCAAUAAUUUAUACAAUGAAUGGUGUACGGAGUGCAUUGACUAUCCUGGUGACAUGACUGAUGGCAAAUGGAACAACCUUGACUGUACUCAGUCAAGGGCUUUUGGCUGCGAGUUAUUUCCCACACACGUUGUUGGCUGUGAUGAUGGCUGGAUGGGUUUCGACAAGUACUGCUACUGGUAUAAUGACCCGGAUUAUGUUUACUUGUCUGCGACCUACAGUGAUGCAAGGUCAGACUGCCAGAGCAAGGGCGGUGACCUCGUCUCUAUACAUAGUGCAGAGGAGAAUGACUUUGUUGUUGCCCUGACGAGCCCUUAUGAUUCUACUUGGAUUGGCAUGACAAGUUCCAGUCAUGAAGGUAGUUUCCAGUGGACUGAUGAUACCUCUAUUACUUAUACUAACUGGGAGUUCUUAUACAAUAGUGUUUAA
Molecule: messenger RNA, 1116 nt
Organism: Homarus americanus (American lobster)
Lineage: Eukaryota; Metazoa; Arthropoda; Malacostraca; Decapoda; Nephropidae
Product: C-type mannose receptor 2-like
Exons: 9
Coding region: 1-1116 (371 amino acids)
Molecular function (GO): signaling receptor activity
Source: RefSeq, a predicted model, not a curated record